Molecule: messenger RNA, 441 nt
Organism: Pyrus x bretschneideri (Chinese white pear)
Lineage: Eukaryota; Viridiplantae; Streptophyta; Magnoliopsida; Rosales; Rosaceae
Exons: 1
Coding region: 1-441 (146 amino acids)
Source: RefSeq, a predicted model, not a curated record
AUGAGAUCACAAUGUUCUUCAUCUUCUUCUUCCUUUUCCACUGCACAGCUCUCACCCUUCUCUUUAGUUCCUCAUCGCGAGACCCACAGUCACAAGUCCUGGAUCUCGUCACUCUGCUUUCUCUGCUUCUCGCUGGGGAUCAUUUGGGCGAUAAGGUAUAAAAGCAACACGGAGGAGCACCUGGAGAAGUUGUUGGAGAAAGAAAAUGAGGAUAAGAACCUACUAGAAAAGUGCAUUGAGGAGCUGAAGAAGAAGGGAUUGGAGUUCGAUUUGUUGAAGGAGGUCGACGCACUGAGGAGGGCCAAGAGUUUGAGAGUCGAAGCGAAGGUGGUGAGGAAGUGGAAUGCAAGGGAUUUUGUGACUCUGUUUUUCUUCAUUGUGUCUUGCUUUGUGAUCAUUGUCACCAGAGUUUGCUUGCUCGUCAGAAAGAGAGCAAAAUAG